CGGGAUCCCGUAGCCGGCACCAGGCUAGAUUUACGACACGACGCCGACCGUACGGCAGACAGCGUUGUAGCUGCGACAUGUGACGUUCGGUUUAAUAGACUUCAUCAAAGACAACUAUUAAAUAUCAAUAGAGUUCGUGAUCGGUCGGCGGCGCCAUGACCGAGCGGUCGCUCCCCGCCUCGCCCAACUGGUACUGCUCCCGCUGCAGUGACGUCAACAGAGACGGGUUACUGGGAGUCGGAGCCAAGAACAUCAUCUACCUGGUCGACGUGUCCGCGACGUCCUGCAGGGUGGUCGGUGAGCUCUCAGGCCAGAGGGAGCUGGUGUCGAGCUUCUCAUUCUGUCAGCAUGCCGGUCAGAGUCACCUCUGCGUCAGCGCCUCCAGCGACGGGAUCCUUCGCUUCUGGGACUCGAACAACAAGACUCUCCUGAGGGAGCAUGCAGCUCAUCAGAACCCCGUCUCGGCGGUGCACUGGUCCCCAGUGGACAAGAACCUGGUUGUGUCGGGGGACGAGAAGGGCGUCGUGGUCUGUCACUGGUUCCACACCGGAGACACUGCGAGCUUCUUCCCCGAGCCCAGAACCAUCUUCUGCCUCAGCUGCUCCCCGCACACCUGGAAGGUUGUGGCCGUCGGGUACAAGGAUGGGAUGAUUGUGCUGAUGGACGUGAGUAAGAAAGGCGAGGUGAUGCAGCGUCUCCGCGGACACGAUAACGAGAUCCACUCACUGGCGUGGGCGCCACUUCCCCGCGAGGACGCCCUCUACAGCCGACCUGAGGACACUGACGCAGCUGACGGAGUGUCUCCAGCAGCGUCUGCAGCAGCGUCUGUGCAGGAGACGGGCGGUUAUCUGGCCUCCGGGAGCAAAGACCAGACCGUGAGGAUCUGGAGCACAGCGAGGGGCAAAGGUGUGAUGACUCUGAAAAUGCCGUUCCUGAAGAGAAGAGGCUCGGCCGUCGACCCCGGGGUCAAAGAGAGAAUCUGGCUCAAUGUUCUGUGGCCGAAGGGUCGACCGACUCAACUGGUGUCCAGCUGCUUCAGUGGUGAGCUGGUGCUGUGGGACCUGGCCCGGUCGGGGAAACAGAAGUGGACUCUGCUGGGGACGUCGUCCGAGGGUCAGAACCACAGCAGGAUCGUCUUCAACAUGAGCUUCGUCCAGCUGCAGGACGACCGGGAGCUCCUCGUCAGCACAUCCAUGGACCGAGAGAUCAAAUGCUGGGACCUGGACUCUCUGGACUGCUGCUGGACUCUGCCCACGCUGGGCGGCUUCGCCUAUGCCCUCACCUUCUCCCCCGUGGGCACCGGGUGUCUGGCGCUGGGCGUCGGCGACAACAUGAUCCGGGUGUGGAACACGCUGACCACCCAGAAUCAGUACGAUGCCCGGUCCUUCUGGCAGGGCAUCAAGUCCAAGGUCACGGCGCUCGCCUGGCACCCGGAGAGAGAAGGAUCUUUGUCUUUUGGAACGGACGACGGGAAAGUUGGAAUCUACAGUGUCUUCUCCAACAAGCCUCCGCAGAUCUCCAGCUCCUAUCACCGGAAAACUGUGUACACGUUGGCCUGGGGACCCCCGGUUCCCCCCAUGUCGUUUGGUGCAGCAGAAGGAAAGUCGUCCUACAGUCUGUACAGCUGCGCCGGCGAAGGUGUAAUCCUGCAGCAUGACCCGUCGCAUCUGAGCGGAGAGGCGAUGGAUAUUGACCAGCUGAUCAGAGACACCAACAACAUCCAGCACAAGUUGUCUCCGCACACCGACCUCAGCUGGAAGCCGGACGGGAAAGUGGUCGCCAUCGGCAACGAGGACGGGUGCAUUGACGUCUACCAGGCUCCCACUCUCCUGCUGCUCUGCAGCAUCCAGCAGCAUCACAAGAUCAUCAACACGCUGCGGUGGCACCACGACCUCGGCUCCUCACUGCACGGCCUCCUGGCCUCGGGCUCCUGCAACGCCGUCGUCUAUGUGCACGACCUGCGCUCCAUCAUAGAGGAUCCUCCAAGAAGUUCCGUGGUGCUGACGGAGCCGUAUCGCCGGCUGUGUGGUCACACGGACAAAAUCACUGACAUGGCCUGGAGUCCGCACCACGAGGGCCGGCUGGUCACCACCUCCUACGACGGCACGGCCCAGGUGUGGGACGUCCUGCAGGAGGAAGCCGUCGCCAACUACCGCGGUCACCAUGGUUACCUGCUCUGUGUGGACUGGUCGCCUGUCGACCCCGACGUCAUCUGGACGGGAGGGAAGGACUUCACCGUGCAGGAGUGGAGGGUCUCCAAACAAGAGUUCACCAAGCCGCCCAAAGGGAAGAAGAUGGUGAAGCUGAAGGAAAAGAUGAAGACCAAUCCCAAGCAGAAGAGGAAGAACAAAAAGCCAUCAGGGGACGGAGGAGGAGAAGGAGGAGGAGGAGCAGGAGGAGCAGGAGGAGCGUCGGAGUUGAAUGGGGAGUCGCUGGCAGGAGGAGUGAAGACGCUGACAGUGAUGGAGCUGUCGGCUGAAGACGAUGAUGACGUCAGCUCCACCAGCAGUUCGCUGCCUCCAGCAGCUGCUGUUGAGACGCAAAGAAAAUGGUCUGCUGCUGGGAAGAGCAAAGAAAAACCAGACAUGAACCUCCUGAAGAAGAAGAAGCCUCGCUCUAUGUUGCCCCUCAUGUCGUCCAUGGACCAUCGGCCCAAAGACGAGCUGCUGCAGGACUGUGUCACUCUGGCUUCUGUCCAUCACCACGACGUGCCCCCUGCAGGCUGUGUCCCGGGACAGGGAGAGCACAUCCACCUCGGCCUCUUCCAUGACAGAGCGGCGCUGCACCGAAUGUUCGAGUCCGAAGAGGAGGCCCACGUGGAGGCGGGUCACUACGACUGUGUGGUGUACCUGCGGCUGUGGAGCGGCGACCUGCAGGGGGCGCUGCAGCUCGCCACGGAGCGAGGAGAGCUGAGCGACCACCUGCUCUCCAUCGCCCCCAUGGCCGGGUUCCAGGUGUGGAGUCGGACCGUGGAGGCGUUCGUGCAACAGCUGUGUCAUCAGGAGCAGUACCUGAAGGCAGCGUCUCACCUGCUGUCACUCAACAGACUGUACGAGGCCGUGGAGCUGCUACGCUCGCACAAACUCUACAGGGAGGCCAUAGCGCUGGCGAAGGCCCGGCUGCCGGCGGACGAACCCGUCCUGAAGGAGUUGUACAGCUGUUGGGCAGCGGUGCUGGAGAAGGACGGACAUUUCUCCUCCGCUGCCAAAUGUCACUUGGCCGCCGGCGCCAGUUUCGACGCGGCCAAAGUCAUCGCCAGAAAGAGCGACGCCCCCUCGCUGCGGACGGCGUCCGGCGUGGCGCGGAUCUGUGGCGAAGAUGCUCUGGCUCAGUCGCUGGCACUGAGAUGUGCCAAAGACCUGGCGGCCGCCCAGAACUGGGUCGGAGCGCAGGAGGUUCUGAGCUCGCAGGACGACCUGCUGGUCCACCGGCUGCACCUGUGCGUCACCGAGCUUCUGACUGUGAUGCUGAGCGACGGCAGAGUCGCGGCUCCGCCCCCCGGUGGCAGCUACUCCGGUCACUCGUGGGCGUCGCCGGGUCUCACGGUCCAGGACCGGGUGAGAGACGUGUGGGAGGAGCAGUUCGGCGUCUCGGACUCGUCGACCGGACGCCGCGCAGCCGCUGCUCUGCUGCAGGAGCUGAAGUCCGUGGAGGUCCCGGCGCCGAGCACCAACGUCCCUGUCAGACAGGUUCUGAUGUACUCGUCUCUCCACCUGACCCGCUCGGUGCUGAGCUGGUUACUGGACGAUGACGGUCAGAUGGUGACGGGACUGUGGCGAGCGGUGGCCUGGCUCAGAGACGCCGGACUCCUGAGUGUGUCUGCAGAACUCUGCAGGCUGCUGUUCCCCGACGGUGACGUCGUCGUUUGUUCCAGGAAACGUCCCAAAACUCUUCGUCUCACUGAGGAAGAGGAUCAGGCUGCGGCGGACAGUCUGCAGGCGUUCGUCUCGUAUCACCGUCUGUAUGAGCGCUGGUGGAGGAACGACGCCGGAGACCGGCCGGUCCAGAACGGGCUCACGGUCCAGAACGGGCUCACGGUCCAGAACGGGCUCACGGUCCAGAACGGAAUCAUGGUCCCGGCAGCCGCAGACGAGGUGGAGGACCAGCCGGUCCAGAACGGAGGGUCGUCAGAGUCAGGUGAGAGCGUCCGGAGGUCGGACGCCCUGGACUUCGACGCGUCGCUGCUUCUGUCCGAGCGUUACGCCGCCUGUCAGGCGAAGCAGAGGGCGGUGAGAGAGAUCCAAGAGCGGCUCACCGCCAUGGUGACACUGCACGGCCAAACCCAAGGGGCGGAGCCCGAGUCUGGGGAGGAACUGGCCGACGCGACCGAGCAGACGUCCUUCACCGGGGAGGGGGAGUCGUCAGCUGACGCUGGGAAACGGCCUGAUGACCAGGAGACCCUCCUCUCUCUGUCCGUCAACAUGUCCGACCUCCAGAAACAGCUGCUCGACCUGCCAGACACCAUGAAGAUGUUUCCUCGUCCAGAUGUGCUCGAGUGCUGCCUGGUCCUGCUGCAUCUCGGGGAGUCGGCGUUGGCGUCGUCCGUUUCCGAGUCGCUGCGACGCGACGCCAGAGAUCUGCUGCUCCGACACGGGUCCGGUCCGUGGGUCCUGAAGGUCGCUCGGCGGUUCCUGAGUCCCGACACCUGAGUCUCCGUCCCGGACCGAAGAAGAAGAAGAUCGUCACUGUUCAGUUUGUUCAAUAAAAUUAUUAUGUAAUUACAAAGAUGACACAGAAUCUGAGUCCGUUUGAUUCUAUGUCCGGAGGUCGACAGCCGGGACAAGUGGAGUGAUGUCAUCUGUUGCUAGGCAAGAUUCCAGCUGGUUCGUUGAACUGCUCUGUCUGAACUGAUACAUGAGUUUGUUGGAAUUUUUUUUUUAUGGUCCUAAAUGUUCUGGACAGACGAAUUAUAAAGACGGUUUAAUUUGUUUCAUCCUUGCUUUUUUUUUUUUAAGAUGUUCAGAUGCAUUUUCAGUUUUGAUAUUUGAAAAAAUAUAUUUCCUUUAAAACGCA
This is a messenger RNA of Scophthalmus maximus (turbot), 5013 nucleotides long. It is a transcript of the gene gemin5, whose product is annotated as gem (nuclear organelle) associated protein 5. The transcript has 28 exons. The coding region runs from base 156 to 4649 and encodes 1497 amino acids. The record is from RefSeq and is a predicted model, not a curated record. Gene Ontology annotation, molecular function: protein binding. NCBI's taxonomy places the organism in Eukaryota, Metazoa, Chordata, Actinopteri, Pleuronectiformes, Scophthalmidae.